AUGCCAAUUUUAAAUGCACUAACUGGGAGUAACAAUUUCAUACCAAAAUCUAUAAUAGCAUUCUACUUGGCGUACAAUUGCUGUCAUUUGAGGUCUUUAAAAUUCAUCUUAUGGGCCGCCGGCCGAUGCCUCUCCAUGGGCAACCUGCUGGGCGGCGUCGGCCUGCGCGAGCCCCCGGAGGAGCCGGAGGCGGAGGCCGGGGACGCGCAGGCGGCGGGCGCCGGGCAGGGUGGUGAGUGUGCUGAAGCAGCUGCCAAACCAAAGAGAAGUUUCUAUGCUGCGAGGGAUUCGUACAAAUACCGACACCAGUACCCACAGAACUUCAAAGAUAUCCGGUAUCAAAAUGACUUCAGCAAACUUCGUUUUUAUAAGAAUAAAAUUCCCUUUAAGCCAGAUGGUAUUUACAUUGAAGAAGUUCUGAAUAAAUGGAAAGGAGAUUAUGAAAAGCUGGAGAACAACCACACUUACAUCCAAUGGCUCUUUCCUCUGAGAGAACAAGGCUUGAACUUUUAUGCUAAAGAACUAACUACAUAUGAAAUUGAGGAGUUCAAAAAGACAAAAGAAGCAAUUAGAAGAUUCCUCCUGGCUUAUAAAAUGAUGCUAGAGUUUUUUGGAAUCAAACUGAUUGAUAAAACG
This is a messenger RNA of Octodon degus (degu), 636 nucleotides long. RefSeq names its product opioid growth factor receptor-like protein 1. NCBI's taxonomy places the organism in Eukaryota, Metazoa, Chordata, Mammalia, Rodentia, Octodontidae. The transcript is spliced from 4 exons. The annotation marks the transcript as partial. Gene Ontology annotation, cellular component: membrane. Gene Ontology annotation, molecular function: opioid growth factor receptor activity. The record is from RefSeq and is a predicted model, not a curated record.